ACUUGCCCCUGGCUAAAUGACCAUCUAUCUUGAAAGUGUAGCCACCCUUCCCUGUUUUCACUGCAGCAUCCUCAUUUAUUAAUUAGCGUGUGCAUCCUGGCUCUCAACUCCACCACGCUACUGAAACUACUCUGCAAGGUCAUCCAUCCUUCUAUCCCUCCCUCCCUCCCUCCAUGCAGUCCGCAGCAGUUCAAGAACAACUGGUCUCUGGCUCUGUUCUCACCUCAGGGACAUAGUACUGAGGAAACAGAUCUAUUGCUGAGCACCUAAAAGAGUAUCAGUAACAACUCAGACGACAGACCCUGAGCGCUGCGCGCCCUGACGUCCCCGCACGGAGCCUCACCAGACCUCGGAGAGCAGGGCCUGAGCUGCCACCCCCAACCCCGAGCGCUGCACUUGAGAUGGAGCUGCUGCCCCUGUGGCUUUGCCUGGGUUUUCACUUCUUGCCCCUACAAUGGAGGAAUGGAAGUGGGGCGGCCACAGCAGUUUCCCAAGGGGGCUGCAAGUUGGUGGAUGCCCUUGCUGACUGUCAAGGACAGAACCUUGCUUCAGUGCCCAUCAGCCUCCUGACCCACUCCCAGGUGCUCAUCCUGGAUGAUAACCCUCUCAAGACCCUGUGGAAUCACUCCCUCCAGCCUUAUUCUUCCUUGGAGAGCCUCAGCCUGCGCAGUUGCCAGCUGGAGUGCAUUGGCUGCCAUGCCUUCCAGGAGCAAGGCCGCCUGCAAAGUCUGGCCCUGGCUGACAACAGCCUCUCCGAGAACUACAAGGAGACAGCAGCUGCUCUCCACACCCUGCGGAGGCUGCAGAAACUGGACCUAUCUGGCAACUCCUUGACAGAAGACAUGGCAGCCCUCAUGCUCCAGAACCUCUCCUCCCUGGAGGCUGUGUCCCUGGCCAGGAACACCCUCAUGAGGCUUGAUGAGUCCAUCUUUGAGGGCUUGGAGAACCUCAGGGAACUGGAUUUGCAGAGGAACUACAUCUUUGAGAUAGAAGGUGGUACUUUUGAUGGGUUGACAAAGCUGAGACGCCUCAACCUGGCCUACAACAACCUCCCCUGCAUUGUGGACUUUGGUCUCUCCCAGUUGCAUGUCCUCAACAUCAGCUACAAUAGCCUGGAGUGGUUCCUGGCAUCCAGGCAAGAGACCACUUUUGAGCUGGAGAUGCUGGACCUGUCUCACAACCAGUUGCUGUUUUUCCCUCUCCUGCCCCAGUGCAGCAAAUUACACAGCCUCCUACUGCAGGACAAUAACAUGGGCUUCUACAAAGACCUGUACAACACCUCCUCGCCACAGGACAUGGUGGCCCAGUUCCUCCUAGUGGAUGGCAAUGUGACCAAUAUUACUACUGUUGACCUCUGGGAGGAGUUUGCCUACAGCAACCUAUCAGCUCUUCGCUUCCUGGACAUGAGCCAGAACCAGUUCCAGUACCUGCCCGAUGGGUUCCUGAAGAAAAUGCCCUCCUUAGCCCGCCUGAACCUCAACAGGAACUGCCUCGCCACAAUGUACUUCUUGGAGCCCAUGGGCACACUGGCCGAGCUGGACCUGAGCCACAAUAUGCUGUCAAAGCUGCACCUGGCCCCGGGUCUCACUGGCUGCCUCAGAAGCCUCCGCCUGCUCAACCUGAGCAACAACCAGCUUCUGGACAUCCCUUUGGGCCUCUUUGCAGAUGCCAGUAACAUCAAUACCAUAGACCUGAGCCACAAUCAGAUCUCGCUUUGUCCCUGGCCACUUCCGGUUCCGGUACUACUUCAACUUCCGGUUCCUUCCAAGAUGCCAGACGCCCCCAGCUGUGUGGACUUCCGGAAUAUAGCAUCUCUGAGGAUCCUCUCUCUGGAAGGCUGUGGGCUGAGGGUGCUCCAGGACUGUGCGUUCCAGGGCACACCCCUCACUCACUUAGAUCUGUCUGGCAACUGGGGCGUCCUGAACGGAAGUAUGACCCCUCUCAGGGCCAUCGCACCCACAUUGCAGGUACUGUCUCUGAGGAACGUGGGCCUUAGCCCUGCCUCCACCAAGUUGGACUUCUCGGGCUUCAAGCAUCUGAAGGAACUGGAUCUGUCAGGAAAUUACUUAACUAGCUUCCCAAGGGUUCAAGGUAGCCCGGCCCUGCGGACCCUAGAUCUCCGGCGGAACUGGCUCACCGCGCUUCCUUUGCGGGAUGAAUGGGAACAGUUCACUGGGAGCCUGAGCGCUGUCUACCUCAGCCAGAACCCCUAUGACUGCUGCGGACUGGACAGCCCGGCAGCCCUGCAGCGCCUGCACACCGUGGCCGACUGGACCAUGGUCACCUGCAACCUCUCUUCCAAGGUCAUCCGCGUGGUGGAGCUGCCUGCAGGUGAACCACAGGGAUGCAAGUGGGAGCGGGUGGACAUGGGUCUGUUCUACCUCGUGCUUAUCCUCCCAAGCUGCCUCACCUUGCUGGUGGCCUGCACUGUCAUCGUUCUCACCUUCAAGAAGCCUCUGCUGCAAGUGAUCAAGAGCCGCUGUCGCUUUUCCACCAUAUACUGAUUGGCCACAUGCGAGGAGUAGUUAGAAAUUUGCUUCUUGAGAUAGGCGGGGUGGCACGUGCCUGUAAUCCCAGUACUCAGGAGCCUGAGGCCAGCCUGGGCUACAUAAUGAGUUUAAGGCCAGCCUGAGCAGCAUAGCAAGACCUUGCCACAAACAAGCAAACAAAGUUGCUCUUUGCAUAGAAGGAGACUUUGCUUGAUUUUAAAGUCUGUUGUUGAAACCGAAUCUCUUGAAUUGAGGAUUAAAUUAAGAUAUUAAAAUGUUUCCAUCCCUUUGUCCCUUCAAGUCCUUUGUGUAUCCUUGUGAUGCAUCUUUAUCAUCCUGGUAAAGUAUUUAUUAAGAGAUAUUCUAUGAAAAUAAAAGACAA
Messenger RNA from Fukomys damarensis (Damara mole-rat), 2871 nucleotides. RefSeq names its product negative regulator of reactive oxygen species (gene Nrros). Gene Ontology annotation, cellular component: extracellular matrix; voltage-gated potassium channel complex. NCBI's taxonomy places the organism in Eukaryota, Metazoa, Chordata, Mammalia, Rodentia, Bathyergidae. The coding region runs from base 402 to 2504 and encodes 700 amino acids. Gene Ontology annotation, molecular function: potassium channel activator activity; transmembrane transporter binding; voltage-gated potassium channel activity. The record is from RefSeq and is a predicted model, not a curated record. The transcript is spliced from 4 exons.